AUGCUCACUAAAGGAACUACAGGAACAUUAAGAACAUCAGGAAUUAUGGGAAUAUUGGGAUUUACGGGAGCUGAAUUAUGGCAAGAAUUUGGAUUGUUAGCAUUCAUUAGUGCUGUGUAUACUAUUCCCGAGAAGAAAGCUCAUCAACAAAUGCGAGAGAAGAGAGUUAUAGUACUUGUCACCCCGUCGCUUCGUCCACUCCGGAGUGAACCGGAGUGGACGUUCACUCUGCGGAGUAGUGGAGUAUAG
This is a messenger RNA of Didymodactylos carnosus, 249 nucleotides long. The record is from the annotation of a GenBank genome assembly. Lineage: Eukaryota; Metazoa; Rotifera; Eurotatoria; Philodinida; Philodinidae.